AUGGCCCUCAGCCUGCCCUCUACAGACUCUCCCGUAUCAUCGGGAUUCGACCGAAGUCAGCGACUUUCGAUCUCGAGUUCUAAACCCCCCCCUUUAUCUAACGGCAUCAAAUCGCCUGAUGCCACUCGGAAUGGCAUAUUACACCACCCAAAAAGCUUGAAGCAAUAUUCCUCAACGCUACUCGAAAUACCGGCCGUACAAGCGGGUGCACCAUCAGUGUCCAAUCGCACUCCAAGCCGAAGCCCAAGCGAGAAGAAUGAGUACAACUUACCGACCAUCCUGACGGAAGGGCCGUCACCGACAAGUACGUUUAGCUACUCUGGGAGGGGAACCAUCAAGGAAGCUAGAAACAAACGAAGGAAGCCCUGGAAGAAGUUGAUGUGGGUAAAGCAAAAUUAUCCGGACAAUUACACCGAUGCAACUUUCCUCGAGACUCUCCAACGGAAUAUCAACUUCCGCGCCUACGAUUUCUGGCCUCUCGUAUACGACACCACUGUAAUCAUACAACAUAUAUCCACUGUCGUCAUCUUUGUUUGCGCAUUCGUUGCUAUCUCCGUAGGGAAAGUCCAGCCUGGUUAUGUGGCAGGUGCAAGUACCAUUUUAACAAUAUCGGGCUGGCUAGUUUGGGAUGAUUGGAAUGAAGAAGAGCAAAACUUUUUAACCAAGGCUCAAGAAGCUGUCUCCUCUAUUUCUCGAAGAGAAUCUUCGGGGGAGGAAGACUUGGCCAGAUCCAGGAAGCUAAAACCACCAAACCUCGGAGAGGCAGAAGAAGCCCAGAACUUGCUAGACCCGAGGGCACAAGAAAGAAAAACAUCAGCCGUCAGGUCGGCUUCGCUCUCUCCAAAAAAGUCUGAUCGAGUAUCCAACAUCCGACCGGGUGUUAGCAGUACCUUGACUUUAACACCUUCGGCAACCAAUCUAGACAUCGUAAAGCCAAAUAGCAAACCUGGAGAACCACUUGCAAGAUCCUUAACAGCUCCAGCGUAUUCUUUAUCAACUCAUACUCCUAUACGCCCUCCCUCGCCUCCACCUCCACCUUCUCGGGCUAAUAGGAGACUAUCGACGCUAAAGAGCGCGCUACUCAUCUACAGUACCCUCCUUGGUCUAAGUCCUAUCCUCAAAAGCUUAACCCGGACUACUACCAGUGACAGUAUAUGGGCUUUAAGUAGUUGGCUAUUUUUGGUAAAUUUACUGUGCUUUGACUACGGACUGAGCGAAGGCGACACAGAAGUCAAGAGGGGCGUGGAUGGAGGUGUCCAGCUACCUCAUGGCGGCUUAGGCCCCCCAGGAGUCGGGAACUCCCUGAGGAGAAAGCUUCGUCACCUUUCGUCGGUACUCCACGUAUCACUAACCUCGGCCCUUGUUCUUUUCGCGGGCGGUAGUUUGCACUAUGUAGUGAACUGGCAAUGGUCCCUGAUGUGGUUCGGUAUGGUUCUCGGCGGUGGCGGCGGCGCAGCGUGGGUUCUUAUGGGAAUGCAACGGUAUAAAAAUGAAAUUCGCGGCCCUUGGGAUCCUGCAAGGCCAGUAUUCUCGCGGAGGCAAUGGGCGGAUUAG
Molecule: messenger RNA, 1554 nt
Organism: Orbilia oligospora ATCC 24927
Lineage: Eukaryota; Fungi; Ascomycota; Orbiliomycetes; Orbiliales; Orbiliaceae
Exons: 3
Coding region: 1-1554 (517 amino acids)
Biological process (GO): GPI anchor biosynthetic process
Cellular component (GO): membrane; glycosylphosphatidylinositol-N-acetylglucosaminyltransferase (GPI-GnT) complex
Source: RefSeq, a predicted model, not a curated record